This is a messenger RNA of Peromyscus eremicus (cactus mouse), 1783 nucleotides long. RefSeq names its product reticulon 4 receptor like 2 (gene Rtn4rl2). The record is from RefSeq and is a predicted model, not a curated record. NCBI's taxonomy places the organism in Eukaryota, Metazoa, Chordata, Mammalia, Rodentia, Cricetidae. Gene Ontology annotation, molecular function: protein binding. Gene Ontology annotation, cellular component: plasma membrane. The transcript is spliced from 3 exons. Bases 1 to 1263 code for a protein of 420 amino acids.
AUGCUGCCCGGGCUCCGGCGCCUGCUGCAAGGUCCUGCCUCAGCCUGCCUGCUGCUGACACUCCUGGGCCUCCCUCCUGUGACCCCCAGCUGCCCUAUGCUCUGCACCUGCUACCCCUCCCCACCCACGGUGAGCUGCCAGGCCAACAACUUCUCUUCAGUGCCGCUGUCCCUGCCACCCAGCACCCAGCGACUCUUCCUGCAGAACAACCUCAUUCGCUCCCUGCGGCCAGGCACCUUCGGCCCCAACCUGCUCACCCUGUGGCUCUUCUCCAACAACCUGUCUACCAUCUACCCCGGCACCUUCCGCCAUCUGCAGGCCCUCGAGGAGCUGGACCUUGGUGACAAUCGGCACCUUCGCUCCCUGGAGCCCGAUACCUUCCAGGGCCUGGAGCGGCUGCAGUCCUUACAUCUCUACCGCUGCCAGCUCAGCAGCCUGCCUGGCAACAUUUUCCGAGGCCUGGUCAGCCUACAGUACCUCUACCUCCAGGAGAACAGCCUGCUCCACCUACAGGAUGACUUGUUCGCGGACCUGGCCAACCUGAGCCACCUCUUCCUCCACGGGAACCGCCUGCGGCUGCUCACGGAGCACGUGUUCCGCGGCCUGGGCAGCCUGGACCGGCUGCUGCUGCACGGGAACCGGCUGCAGGGCGUGCACCGCGCGGCCUUCCGCGGCCUCAGCCGCCUCACCAUCCUCUACUUGUUCAACAACAGCCUGGCCUCGCUGCCGGGCGAGGCGCUGGCCGAUCUGCCGGCUCUCGAGUUCCUGCGGCUCAACGCCAACCCCUGGGCGUGCGACUGCCGCGCUCGGCCGCUCUGGGCCUGGUUCCAGCACGCGCGGGUGUCCAGCUCCGACGUGACCUGCGCCACCCCGCCCGAGCGCCAGGGCCGGGACCUGCGCGCGCUGCGCGAGGCCGAUUUCCAAUCGUGCCCGCCGCCCACGCCCACGCGGCCGGGCAGCCGCGCGCGUGGCAACAGCUCCUCCAACCACCUGUACGGCGUGGCCGAGGCGGGCGCGCCCCCCGCGGACCCGUCCACGCUCUACCGAGACCUGCCCGCCGAGGACUCGAGGGGGCGUCAGGGCGGGGACGCGCCCACCGAGGACGACUACUGGGGUGGCUACGGCGGCGAGGACCAGCGGGGCGAGCAGACGUGCCCCGGGGCCGCGUGCCAGGCGCCCGCAGACUCGCGUGGCCCCGCGCUCUCGGCCGGGCUGUGCACCCCUCUGCUCUGCCUCUUGCUCCUGGCGCCCCAUCACCUCUGACUGCGGUGCUCAGACGGAAGAGGCCACGGCCUUCGCCCCGCUUCCCCUUCUCCGCCUCCCACCGAGCUGCUCCAUCCUCUCCCCCUUGUUUGCAGCCCGGCCUGGCGCCUUCCCUAGGCCCCCUCGCUCCUUUUCUUCCCCGGGACCACGCUGCCUCAUUUGCCUUCUGGGCUGUUCUGACUUACGAAGGGCAGCCCCUAAGGCGGUGUAUAAGGUGGCUCGGCCCCAUUCGCCCUGAUUCUAGCCACUAACUCUUGUUCCCCAAUCCCAAGGCUGGGGCGGGGCGCCCCAGGCAGCCGAUGCUCCUCUCUCCAGGGCCCCACAGUGGACUGGAGGGGCUUUUGUCUGUAGAGCACCCUUCCACCAGCAGAGCCUUUGAAAGCUCCCCCGGGAGCCUCCCUUCCUCCCCCGGACCUUGGGAGGGAUGCCUCAGCAAGGCCCAGGCUGCUCCUGGACCCUGCUUGUCCUGAUCCCUUUAGCCUCCUGACACCUGGAGGAAUACUUUUCUCCUAAGUCUACC